AUGAGUACUAGAACACACACCUCGAAAAGGAGGAGCGAAAAUUCACGUCGACCCAGCGUUCAGUCAUCAUUACCAUUUACUGAACGCACAUCACGGCAAAAUUUACAAACUUCUAACCCCUCUCAAACUUCACAAGUUUCGCAAUCAGCUGCAUGGCAGUCAUUAGAGGACGACUGGAAUUCUAUUGAUGACCAUUCUAUUACCGAUGCUUUAGAAAACGAACUAAUAGAUCCAAGUUUUCAGAAUCCUGAUGAUUUGACACUAGAAAACGACAAUGACCCACAAAGCCCUGCAUUUACAGAACAAUCUACAAGUUUUGCUGCAAACUGGCAGCAUCAACAGCAAACAAAUAACUCAUUUGAUCUUACAGACAACCGACCUUAUUCCAACACUUCUUCUAGACCAAGACAUCGAGAAACCGUUGAAGAAUCUAGAAGCAGCAGUUCUCGCAAUUUGUCUAAUGUCAAUCGUCGAAUACGUCAAGAAGAUAUUGCUGAUGAGGAACUUUUUCAAGAGCUGCGACGUAGGGCUGUGCCUUUAUCUGCAUCUCAAGAAAACAAUAUUAGUGAUAACACCCAAACCACGAUCCAACAAACAAAUCAAGAGCAGGACUCUAAUGUACAACAACAGCAACAGACCGAUACAGAAACUGCCACAGAGAAUAGUCGCUCAAAUUUAAAAAGACCGCGUAUUGAUGAUUUUGAUGAUUUUGUCGAUUUUGAUGAUUUCGAUGAUUUUGACGAGGAUUUCUCCGAAAUUCAAAACAUCUUGGCUAACCCACCCAAAGAACGACCAGAAAACACAGAAGUAUCUGCACUCGAGGCUUUAGAGUGCCCGAUCUGCUAUGAACAGCCUGAUAUUGCAGUAGCUAUGCCUUGUGGACAUUUGUAUUGUAGUGAUUGUGCAGCAAAUGUUGUUGGGUAUAAUCCGCGAUGUAGCAUUUGCCGCAAGCCAGUUAAACUUACGGACAUCCGAUACCUUGAGUUUAAGUUAAUGGCUUCAUGA
Molecule: messenger RNA, 1005 nt
Organism: Magnusiomyces paraingens
Lineage: Eukaryota; Fungi; Ascomycota; Dipodascomycetes; Dipodascales; Dipodascaceae
Exons: 1
Coding region: 1-1005 (334 amino acids)
Source: RefSeq, a predicted model, not a curated record